UUUACUUCAGCCGCAUCACCCCGCUGGCAGACGGGCUUUCUGCUCAGCGAGCUUCCUAAGUUAUUGUCAUCUUUCCCAAAUGGAUAUGAGAAUCUCUUGGGUGUUACUUUUCCUUCAUACACUCAACGCGAACAGCCUGCCCGAGCCAUUUGUGGACGUUUUCAUCGACCGGUACGACAUACCGAGAGUUUGUCCCCGAGAAGUGCAAAGCGAAGACUUUAUCCGUUAUCAUUUUAAUGGUACCCUGCUGUCUGACGGGAAAAAGUUUGACUCAAGCCAUGACCGAGGAAAAGCCUUCAUCAGCCAGGUGGGCCUGGGCAGACUCAUCACAGGGAUGGACCGGGGUCUUCAAGGCAUGUGUGUCAAUGAGCGCAGGCGGAUCACAGUCCCCCCUCACCUGGCAUAUGGAAGCGUUGGAACAGGUGGUGUAAUCCCUCCUGAUGCAGUGUUGGUGUAUGACGUUCUCCUGCUGGACAUUUGGAACACAGAGGACAAGGUCCAGAUCCGGACUCUCUACAAACCUGCAAGCUGCAACCGCUCCUCUGUGGCAUCAGAUUUUGUGCGGUACCACUAUAACGGCACGCUGAUGUCGGGGGAGGCCUUUGACUCCAGUUACUCGAGGAAUGCAACCUACGACACCUACCUGGGACGGGGUGACCUAAUUAAAGGCAUGGACGAGGGUCUGCUGGGCAUGUGUGUUGGGGAGAGGAGAGUCAUUAUUGUCCCACCUUUUCUGGCAUAUGGAGAGAACGGCUAUGGAACUAAGGUCCCUCCUCAGGCCACACUGGUGUUUGAGGUGUUGAUGGUUGACUUGUUCAACCCUAAGGAUGAUCUGAUCAUAGAGAUAAAGGAGGUUCCUGAAGGCUGCACCCGCAGGACGGUGACUGGAGAUUAUAUCCGCUACCACUACAACGGCACCUUCCAGGACGGCAGAGCCUUCGACUCAAGCUACCAGCGAAACAGCACCUAUAACACAUACAUCGGGAUGGGAUAUGUGAUUCGGGGGAUGGAUAAAGCUCUGCUGGGGCUGUGUAUAGGAGAGAAGAGGAGGAUUACUGUCCCCCCUCACUUGGCCUAUGGUGAAGAUGGAGUCAAAGACCUCAUUCCUGGCUCUGCUGUGCUCGUCUUUGACAUCCAUGUCAUUGACUUCCACAACCCCAAAGAUCCGGUCAAGAUCACGGUUACCCACAAGCCUCAGGAAUGCAGGGAGACCAGUGAAGCUGACGAUUUGAUCCAGUAUCGCUAUAAUUGCUCCCUCAUGGAUGGCACCCUGCUGUACUCCUCGGACAACAGUGUCUCGCCUUCCAUCACAACUCUGGGAGCGAGCAUGGUGAUCCUGGGUCUGGAGGAGGGUUUGAGUGGCAUGUGUGUGGGCGAGAGGAGGGAGGUGAUAGUUCCACCUCACUGGGGACAUGGUGAAGAUGGAGCUGGGGGAGUUCCCCGAAGCGCGGUACUUUUCUUUGAGCUGGAGCUGGUGGAGCUGCAAAAGGGGGUGCCUGAGGGCUUCAUGUUUGUGUGGCUGGGUGACGGUCCUGAUCCCCUUUUUCCUGCUAUGGACCUGAACGGUGACAAAGAGGUCCCUCUACAAGAGUUUUCGGCCUUCAUCAUGCUUCAAGUCAAGGAAGGCAAAGGUCGUCUCCGACCAGGUUUCAACGCUGACACCAUCAUCGAGGAAAUGUUCAAUAGCCAGGAUACAAAUAAAGAUGGGAAGAUUGUAGAAGAUGAACUGAAACCAGAGGGUACAAAGUCUGAACAAGUGAGACGAGAUGAGCUCUAAAGGGGACACGCUCACUGUGUCAGAGAGAAAGUAGAACCAGGCUGUGGGGCUGUGGUUCUACUUUGAUUUCAGCAGCAAGUACAAUAAGAUGUUUCCAAGGUUGGAUGAGUCUGUUUACUCAGCUGUACACUGCUGAAAUUUGUACCAUUUCUGUUAAAUGACAGCCAACUUUAAGUUAUUUGAAUGUUGCUGUUCAAUCCAUCUGUUUGGGUGGCCAGUGUGUUGUUCACAUGAAACUGGAAUUAUACAAUGUGAAAGGAAGAGGUCAGGUGUGGUUCUGUCAGUUGCAGAAAUGAUAUUACUCAUGUGCACUUUGAGCUCUUGCAGAUGACAAAGCCAUACAUUACAUACCUUCUACAUAUGAAACCUUAUUGCCAUAAAAUACCUGCUUAAGAAGAUUUCACUUAAUGUCUCACUGAUUUAAUAUUCCAAUGGUGCCAUCAUUCAUGUUUUGUCUUGAGCAUCAUAAAUGAAUAUUGAAUGCAUUUUUAUUAAUUCAGGGUUUAGAAUUAACACCUCUGUUUCAGCUGUCUUCAGUUACAAGUUUGAAGAUCAUGUGCAGAUUUUUUUUUGUUGUUGUUGUUUUUUUUUCUGGUUUUAAAUUUUUUUGAUGCCUCAGCUGUCAAGUAGGACUUGGCAUGCCCUCUAGUUUAUGAAUUGUUUACUGUAAUUUUGAUUUUAAACAGUUUCUAACGUCCACAUAGCAUUGCAGCAUGUGAAUGACAGAUUUUAAUAAUGUGUUCAGUCAGUAAGAAAAAAUUUUACACUGUUGAGAAAAGCACAUUUGACUCAAGCAAGAACAUCAAACUAUAGAAAGCAUCCGGGCUGUGCCCUUCUUUUAGGAUUUGACUCUCUGAAAGAUAUGUGUUUGCAAAUGUACUUUUAUUUAGUUGCCUUAACUUAACCUCCUUAGACCUUGCAUGUACACAUCAAAUCCUUUCAUGAAAAUUUAGGUGAAUUUUCUUUUAUUUUGGAGCAUUACAUUGAAAGUUUGGGGAAAUUUGCUUUGAAGUUUUUGGGACUUUUCAUGGAAAUGUGUGACUUAUUUAAUUUUUGGUGAUUUGAGUGUGAAUUGGGGGGUUGGGGAUGCUCUUAAAAUAAAUACAAAU
Cheilinus undulatus (humphead wrasse) is the source of this 2886-nucleotide messenger RNA. RefSeq names its product FKBP prolyl isomerase 10a (gene fkbp10a). Gene Ontology annotation, molecular function: peptidyl-prolyl cis-trans isomerase activity. Lineage: Eukaryota; Metazoa; Chordata; Actinopteri; Labriformes; Labridae. The record is from RefSeq and is a predicted model, not a curated record. The coding region runs from base 80 to 1777 and encodes 565 amino acids. The transcript is spliced from 10 exons.